Molecule: messenger RNA, 1023 nt
Organism: Vittaforma corneae ATCC 50505
Lineage: Eukaryota; Fungi; Microsporidia; Nosematidae
Exons: 1
Source: RefSeq, a predicted model, not a curated record
AUGGAUGGAAUGGGGUUUGUCGAAGAAGCAGAAAACUUGACACACACCGAGAAUGAAGCACUUGCAUACAAGUCUACAGCAAUUCCCACAGUAGACCUCUUCUUCAUCAUUGGGGCAAGCAGAGGGAUGGACAUAACACCUCUGUUUGCAAAGUCAUUUGAGUACUGCAGAGAGGACUCUGUGCGGAUUGCGCUCUGGGCAAGAGACAUCAGAGGAGGCGCAGGAGAGAGAAAGCUGUUCAGAGACGUGCUGGAGUAUGUUGAGCAGAAGGACCUCGGGCUGUUCAAAAGGAUGGCCGCCAAGGUGCCCGUUGUUGGACGGUGGGACGACAUGCUUGUGGCAAAGACCGACGAAGGAUUUGAGCACGUCUCGGAGCUAGUUAGGAAGGGAAUCGAGGAGGAGGCGGGAAGAGGCGACAGAUCGCUAGCAGCAAAGUGGAUGCCGAGGGAAGGAGAUGUUGCAAAGCGACUGAGAGAGAGGUGGGGCCUGGCGCCGAAGCAGUACAGGAAGUAUCUGGUGGAGCACACCAAGGUGGUGGAGUCCGACAUGUGCGAGAGGAGGUGGGAGGAAAUAGAGUUUGAGGAGGUUCCUUCUCUUGCACUUGCCAGAUACACAGCAGCCUUCAAGAGACACUCUGCAGAGAGGUUUGGUGGGUUUAUAGAAAAGGUGAAGUCGGGCGAAGUCAGGAUCAAUGCAGAGGCUGUUUAUCCCUACGACGUGCUCAAGACACUGAAGAUGCAGGGGGAGGAGGUUGCAGAGGAGCAGUGGAAGGCACUUGCAGACUACACGAAGGGCCAGGCCAUUCUUCCAAUGGUUGAUGUGUCUGGAUCCAUGGGAUCUGCAGUUGGGGGAAGCCACUCUCUCACAUGCAUGGACGUUGCUGUUGCGCUUGGGCUGUACAUCUCCACAAAGCAGAAGGGACCAUUCAGGGACCUCAUGCUCACGCUCCACUCAAACCCCGAGUUUGUUAGCACUAAGGACAAGGGAACUCUCAAGGAGAAAGUAGACGCCGUGAUGAGAAUG